Molecule: messenger RNA, 2890 nt
Organism: Aspergillus uvarum CBS 121591
Lineage: Eukaryota; Fungi; Ascomycota; Eurotiomycetes; Eurotiales; Aspergillaceae
Product: chloride channel protein
Exons: 7
Coding region: 89-2698 (869 amino acids)
Biological process (GO): chloride transport; transmembrane transport
Cellular component (GO): membrane; early endosome; Golgi apparatus
Molecular function (GO): voltage-gated chloride channel activity
Source: RefSeq, a predicted model, not a curated record
UCGCAGGGGAAAUCGCCAACCUUGCGGCAUGGCUCAUUGCAAUGCGAACUGAUAUCGCAACCACAAUCUUAUUACUCUAUGAAUCGCAAUGUCUUUACCACAUGCUGGGUCAGGUAUAGGGGCUCAGGCAUCUCCUUCGCAAUCGUAUAGCGAUGAUCCAAGCCCUCAGAGCGAACCGCCGAAUAGCGACACCUACCCACGGAGCUCCCGUGCUUCUUUAAGCGGAGGCUUACGCGAACCAAUAUCAUUCAAACGAAAACAGAAACAGCGAUCCAGGUUUAGCCUUUCGCGCCUUUUUCCUGGAGAAGCAACAAGAGAAGCCAGCUUCGGCUCUCCGCAUAGCGACAGACAGCCCCCUAACGGCCACUCACUAUCGUCGCGCGACGUAUCUAACAGCAACGGAAACUUAAAUCACAAGGAUUCGGGCUUUCUGGAUUGGUAUGUGGAGGGACCCGGUAGACGGGUAGGAUAUGAUGACCUUACGGCGAUCGAUUGGAUUUUUGAAUACACAAAAGAGCGACAAAGAAAACGACUACUUUAUGCAAAUGGGCAGGGACUUGUUGGAUAUGCGCGCAAAAUACUAGAUGCAAGCAAUGUUUGGAUUGUAUUGAUUGCGACGGGAAUUCUGGUCGGCAUCAUCGCCGCCUGCAUCGAUGUUUCAAGUGACUGGCUAGCAGAUCUCAAAACUGGCUACUGUAGGAACGGGGCAGGAGGAGGCAGGUUCUAUCUGAAUCGGAGCUUCUGCUGCUGGGGACAUGAUGACAUCAAUAAUUGUUUGGAUUGGACGCCUUGGAGAAAGGCCCUAGGAGUUACUUCACGCGGUGGCGGCUAUGCAGUUGAAUAUGUUUUCUACAUUCUUUACUCUGUGUUCUUCGCCGUCUGCGCAUGUGUCCUGGUCAGGACAUACGCCAUAUAUGCGAAGCAUAGUGGUAUUCCCGAGAUCAAGACCGUGCUUGGUGGUUUUGUCAUUAGACAUUUCAUGGGGCCUUGGACCCUUGCUAUCAAAUCCCUGGGUCUGUGCUUGGCUGUCGCGUCUGGUAUGUGGCUUGGCAAAGAGGGGCCUCUUGUUCAUGUCGCUUGCUGCUGUGCGAGUUUGAUAAUGAAGCCAUUCCAUAGUCUCAAUCACAACGAAGCGAGGAAACGAGAGGUCCUUUCUGCUGCCGCCGCAGCCGGAAUUUCUGUGGCCUUCGGAGCGCCCAUCGGAGGCGUUUUGUUUAGCUUGGAGCAACUAAGCUAUUACUUUCCCGACAAGACUAUGUGGCAGAGUUUUGUAUGUGCCAUGGUUGCCUCUGUGACCUUGCAUGCGCUCGACCCGUUCCGCACCGGCAAUAUAGUUCUCUACCAAGUCAAGUACACGCAUGGGUGGCAUCGCUUUGAAAUUAUCCCAUUCGUCAUACUUGGUAUCGUCGGAGGUCUUUAUGGAGCCUUUUUCAUCCGACUGAACAUGAAGGUUGCCAAUUGGCGCCGUUCACUAAGUGUCCCCCGACCGAUUCUGGAGGUGUCAGCCGUAGCUCUUCUGAGCUCAUUGAUUAACUUUCCGAAUCUUUUCAUGAAAGCUCAAAACUCGGAGCUCGUGCAUUCUCUAUUUGCAGAAUGUAGCACCGGAAGUGAAGAUCCGUUCGGCUUCUGUAAGGUCGGUGCGGUAUCGGCUAGUACAGUUGCUCUUCUGUUGGGAGCUGCCAUCCUUGGCUUUUUCCUCGCAUCAAUUACCUUUGGAUUGGACAUCCCUGCUGGUAUAAUCCUUCCCUCGAUUGCCAUUGGCGCCCUCUAUGGACGAGCUCUCGGCAUCGUCUUCCGGAUGUGGCAGCAAGCCUUCCCUAAGUUCUUCCUGUUUGGCAGUUGCGAGCCGGAUGUACAAUGCGUGACUCCAGGGAUAUAUGCUAUCAUCGGAGCAGCUUCAGCCCUCGGCGGUGCCACUAGAAUGACCGUGUCGAUUGUGGUUAUCAUGUUUGAACUUACAGGUGCUCUGACCUACGUCAUUCCCAUCAUGAUUGCAGUCAUGCUGUCUAAAUGGUGUGGUGAUAUUUUCGGGAAGCGUGGUAUCUACGAGUCGUGGAUCCAACUCAAGGAGUACCCGUUCCUCGACCAUCGCGAUGACACCGCCCCACCCGAUGUCUCUGCUCAAAAAGUAAUGACUUCUAUUGAUGACCUUACAGUUAUCACUGCCGUCGGGCAUACGAUCGACACCCUCCGCAAUCUUCUCCUGACCACGUCCUACCGUGGAUAUCCGGUUGUUAUAGACAUGUCGAAUCCUGUCCUUCUGGGCUAUAUCUCACGCAACGAGCUUUCCUACGCGCUGAAGUAUGCGGCGUCCCCUUCCGAAAAUGAAUUAUCCAGCACAGCGCAGGUGUUCUUUACGCACCAACCAUUCGCAGACCCAAGCGAGACCCUGGACCUGAGGCCUUGGAUGGACCAAACGCCGAUUACGCUCAACAGCAACACCACCUUUCUCAUUGUUCUACGAAUGUUCCAGAGACUUGGUCUGCGCUACGUUCUGUUUGCCGACAAGGGUGUCCUGCAGGGCCUGCUCACCAAGAAGGAUGUUUGGUCGAUAGUCAGCGGGUCAGGCUCCCACAAGGACGAAACCCUACUCGAGCGAACCUUCACUCAACCAAGUGCCGCGGAGGAGGUUGGCUUGCUUGGUGAUGAUGACCGCACAAGUCUUGCCAGCUCCAUCGAGCGACGGCAAUCUCUGUAAAAUGACGCAGGAAAACGUCGGACGCAAUGAUCUACCAUGAUAUGUGACUUCGUCUUAUGGAGGGAGCUGGGCUUACGUAUCUAUUUACUUUUUGAAUACUUCUCUGCAUAUGAUGCUGUAAUCUUAGACUUUUCCAUCAUUGGUGUGGACCAUUUGCCCUACUGCGGCUUAAGAGGCAUUCACUAACUCCAG